CCUAACAGCCAACAAAAACCACAAGACCCGACUUUUAAACAAAGAAAAACAAAAGCGACUGUCCGUCUCCAUUUACAUCGGCGACUAAUACCAAACCCCUAAUGGCCGCAUCAGCAACCACCGUACCGGACAACUUAACCAGAGACCAAUAUGUCUACCUGGCAAAACUCGCCGAACAAGCCGAACGAUACGAGGAGAUGGUUCAAUUCAUGCAAAAGCUCGUCCUGGCUUCAACUCCAUCCGGCGAGCUGACCGUGGAGGAACGUAACCUUCUCUCUGUUGCUUACAAAAACGUCAUCGGCUCUCUGCGUGCCGCGUGGCGCAUCGUUUCAUCUAUCGAACAGAAGGAAGAAAGCAGAAAGAACGAGGAGCAUGUAGUUCUGGUUAAAGAGUACAGAUCUAAAGUUGAGAACGAGUUAUCUGAUAUCUGCGCCAGUAUUUUAAACGUGUUGGACUCUAAUCUCAUACCGUCAGCUUCUGCUGGUGAAUCUAAAGUGUUUUAUUUGAAGAUGAAGGGCGAUUAUCAUAGGUAUAUGGCCGAAUUUAAAAUUGGCGAUGAAAGAAAAACUGCUGCUGAGGAUACUAUGCUGUCUUAUAAAGCUGCUCAGGAUAUUGCGGUUGCUGAUCUUGCACCUACGCAUCCGAUAAGGUUAGGGUUGGCACUGAAUUUCUCUGUGUUUUACUACGAGAUUCUCAAUCAGUCUGAUAAAGCUUGCAGCAUGGCUAAACAGGCAUUUGAGGAAGCCAUUGCUGAGCUAGACACUUUGGGCGAAGAAUCAUACAAGGAUAGCACUUUAAUCAUGCAACUCCUUCGCGAUAACCUCACUCUUUGGACUUCAGAUGUUCAGGACCAGUUAGAUGAGCCAUAGAAGGCAGCAUAAGCUUGGCAGGUCCUAGUCUUCUUUUGGAGGAUAAGGACUUUGAAUGCCAUCAAUUUGUUUUGAAGUCUGUGUAACUUAAAAAAACUGGGCAUCAACCAGUAGCAUGAUUGUUUCGUGUUUGAACUGAACUUGCUUAUUUGAUUUGAAGUUAUUUGGAAAGGGUAGCAUUCAAUCA
Mercurialis annua (annual mercury) is the source of this 1056-nucleotide messenger RNA. Its product is annotated as 14-3-3-like protein B. The record is from RefSeq and is a predicted model, not a curated record. Lineage: Eukaryota; Viridiplantae; Streptophyta; Magnoliopsida; Malpighiales; Euphorbiaceae. The coding region runs from base 102 to 869 and encodes 255 amino acids. The transcript has 4 exons. Gene Ontology annotation, cellular component: cytoplasm. Gene Ontology annotation, biological process: signal transduction.